Molecule: messenger RNA, 324 nt
Organism: Paraglomus brasilianum
Lineage: Eukaryota; Fungi; Glomeromycota; Glomeromycetes; Paraglomerales; Paraglomeraceae
Source: the annotation of a GenBank genome assembly
AUGUCUUCCCACGAUAAUACCCAAUCUACCAACGAGCCAUCCAAAGUAACCGGAAACAAGGAGUACUACACAGGCGCUGCCAAAGAGAAAAUAGGUCAAGUCCUGGGCAAUGAAAAACUUCAAGCUGAGGGUACUUAUGCCAAAAACAAGGGCAUGGCCGAGGUCGAGGCGGCCAAAACAAAAGGCCAAGCGGAGGGAACGACCGACAAGGCCAAGGGUAAUAUCAAAAAUACAGUCGGCACUGCACUCGGUAACGAACAAUGGCAGGCUGAAGGCCAGGCAGAUAAAACGACGGGUGCUGCGAAGCAGGAGGCCAACAAGUAG